GCCAAGAGCGGCCGCCGCCUCUGCCGGAGGAGCCGCGGGGCCGCCACACUCGCCCCCCGCCCCCCCGCGCUCACUCGCACUCACACCCGGGCGCAGGAGGCGGGCGGCCCGGGCCCUACCGGCCCCCCAUGGACGCCCCCCGCACGGGGCGCUGAGACCCCGCGUCGCUGCCCAGCCCGGUCCAGCGCGCCACGCCGAGGGACCUCGACAGGACAAGACUCCGAAGCUACUCCCCCAGCCCAGGACUCCCCCCACGGACCCAGCUUCCCCCCCAACACUACCACCUGCCACUCCCUGGCCUAUCUCACCGCCCACCCCCCUUGGGGCGCAGGGCAUGGUGUGAAAGGCCACGUGCUGAGGCGGGCACCAUGGGUGCUGUGCCCUAGGCCUGGGUGGCAGGGGGUGGGCAGUCUGUGGGUGUGCCGGGGGGGGGCCAUUGUGCCCACCCAGUCUCUUGGCGUGCUGGAGGGCAUCCUGGAUGGAAUUAAAGUGAAUGGAACAGAAGCCAAGCAAGGUGGAGUGUGGGUCAGACCCAGAGGAGAACAGUGCCAGGUCACCAGAUGGAAAGCGAAAAAGAAAGAACGGCCAAUGUUCCCUGAAAACCAGCAUGUCAGGGUAUAUCCCUAGUUACCUGGACAAAGACGAGCAGUGUGUCGUGUGUGGGGACAAGGCAACCGGUUAUCACUACCGCUGCAUCACUUGUGAGGGCUGCAAGGGCUUCUUUCGCCGCACAAUCCAGAAGAACCUCCAUCCCACCUACUCCUGCAAGUAUGACAGCUGCUGUGUCAUCGAUAAGAUCACCCGCAACCAGUGCCAGCUGUGCCGCUUUAAGAAGUGCAUCGCCGUGGGCAUGGCCAUGGACUUGGUUCUAGAUGACUCGAAGCGGGUGGCCAAGCGCAAGCUGAUCGAGCAGAACCGGGAGCGGCGGCGGAAGGAGGAGAUGAUCCGAUCGCUGCAGCAGCGACCAGAGCCCACUCCCGAAGAGUGGGAUCUGAUCCAUGUUGCCACGGAGGCCCACCGCAGCACAAAUGCCCAGGGCAGCCACUGGAAGCAGAGGCGGAAAUUCCUGCCGGAUGACAUUGGCCAGUCACCCAUCGUCUCCAUGCCGGACGGAGACAAGGUGGACCUAGAGGCCUUCAGCGAGUUUACCAAGAUCAUCACCCCGGCCAUCACCCGUGUGGUGGACUUUGCCAAAAAACUGCCCAUGUUCUCCGAGCUGCCUUGCGAAGACCAGAUCAUCCUCCUGAAGGGGUGCUGCAUGGAGAUCAUGUCCCUGCGGGCUGCCGUCCGCUAUGACCCCGAGAGCGACACCCUGACGCUGAGCGGGGAGAUGGCUGUCAAGCGGGAGCAGCUCAAGAAUGGCGGCCUGGGCGUCGUCUCCGACGCCAUCUUUGAAUUGGGCAAGUCACUCUCUGCCUUUAACCUGGACGACACGGAAGUGGCUCUGCUGCAGGCCGUGCUGCUAAUGUCAACAGACCGCUCGGGCCUGCUGUGUGUGGACAAGAUCGAGAAGAGUCAGGAGGCGUACCUGCUGGCGUUCGAGCACUACGUCAACCACCGCAAACACAACAUUCCGCACUUCUGGCCCAAGCUGCUGAUGAAGGAGAGAGCAGUGCAGAGUUCGAUUCUGUACAAGGGGGCAGCGGCAGAAGGCCGGCCGGGCGGGUCACUGGGCGUCCACCCGGAAGGACAGCAGCUUCUCGGAAUGCAUGUUGUUCAGGGUCCGCAGGUCCGGCAGCUUGAGCAGCAGCUUGGUGAAGCGGGAAGUCUCCGAGGGCCGGUUCUUCAGCACCAGAGCCCGAAGGGCCCGCAGCAGCGUCUCCUGGAGCUGCUCCACCGAAGCGGAAUUCUCCGUGCCCGAGCGGUCUGUGGGGAAGACGACAGCAGUGAGACGAGCUCCCUGAGCUCCUCUGACGAGGACCCCGAGGUCUGCCAGGACCCCCCCGAGGUCUGCCAGGAGGACCCCAAGGUCUGCCAGGAGGACCCCGAGGUCGGCCAGGAGGACCCGGAGGUCUGCCAGGAAGACCCCAAGGUCUGCCAGGAGGAUGCCGCGGGCAAUGCAGCCUCUCCCUGAAGCCCCUCGGAGGGCCCAGGGGAAGGAGGAGGAGGGAAGCAUUACUCCUCCCCCCAGGCCUCUGCCCCGGAGCAGGGGGUGCCCGAGAGCUGGGAGCAUGGGCUCAGCAGGGCUGGGCACCUCCCAGCCCACCAGGCCGCUCUCCUCCCCUAAACAGGCCAAACCUACCCAGGCUCCCUUGCUUUUUGCUCGGUAGUUCCCUCCGCUUGAAUGCCUCCCCCACCCCCACGCUUCCACCCCCACCCCCACCUCUGCCUGGCAAUAGCUCACUUGUCCUUUGAGGCCCCACUCAAGUGUCACCUCCUUCCCCAGCUCCCCAGGCAGAAAUAGCUGUGUGUGCUUCCUAAGCCCUUGGUUCAUGCUUCUACUGUGACACUUCUUUCACUGUUUUAUAAUUAGUCGGGCAUGAGUCUGUCUCCCCAGCUAGACUGUGUCUGAAUCAUGUCUGUAUCGCCAGAGCCCAGUGCAGGGCCUGGCAUAGAGUAGGUACUCCAUAAAAGGUGUGUUCAACUGAA
Eptesicus fuscus (big brown bat) is the source of this 2589-nucleotide messenger RNA. It is a transcript of the gene THRA, whose product is annotated as thyroid hormone receptor alpha. Gene Ontology annotation, molecular function: zinc ion binding; nuclear receptor activity; RNA polymerase II cis-regulatory region sequence-specific DNA binding. Gene Ontology annotation, biological process: positive regulation of transcription by RNA polymerase II; thyroid hormone receptor signaling pathway; retinoic acid receptor signaling pathway. The coding region runs from base 494 to 2074 and encodes 526 amino acids. The record is from RefSeq and is a predicted model, not a curated record. The transcript is spliced from 10 exons. NCBI's taxonomy places the organism in Eukaryota, Metazoa, Chordata, Mammalia, Chiroptera, Vespertilionidae.